Eurytemora carolleeae is the source of this 2139-nucleotide messenger RNA. RefSeq names its product zinc finger protein 595. The transcript has 2 exons. Bases 125 to 1834 code for a protein of 569 amino acids. The record is from RefSeq and is a predicted model, not a curated record. Gene Ontology annotation, molecular function: RNA polymerase II transcription regulatory region sequence-specific DNA binding; DNA-binding transcription factor activity, RNA polymerase II-specific. Gene Ontology annotation, biological process: regulation of transcription by RNA polymerase II. Lineage: Eukaryota; Metazoa; Arthropoda; Copepoda; Calanoida; Temoridae.
UCGACCCCCCCCCCCUCGGGUAUCCUGGUUUUCAAGUACCCCAGCAUGGAUAGGAUAAUUGAACAUUUAAUGUUUCUUUAAACUAUCAAUUUUAUAUUUUACACUGCCCCUAUUUUCAGAUAAAAUGGCAGAUAUCAUUAAAGAUCAGUUUAAGAUAAAAGAAGUGAUAGUUUCCAACCUAGAAGAAAUCCUUUCAUCCUUUACUGUAGAGAAUACAUGUACCAAGAAUAAAGAAAUGAAAGGAGUAAACAUGGGUGUCGUAUUCGAUUCUCUGCAGUCUGAAACAAAGAGAAAAAAAACGUGUGAAGUAGGAUACCCUUGUAACAAGUGUGAGUUUGUUGCAACUGAAGCAGGCAAUCUAGAAACCCAUAUUAAAUAUAAACAUAAAGUAGUGAGGUAUCCAUGUUCAAAAUGUGAGUUUGUUGCAACCAAAGCAAGUCAUCUAAAGAGACAUUUUAAAAGAAAUCAUGAAGAAGCAAGUUUUCCUUGUUCUCAAUGUGAGUAUAUUGCAACUAGAGCAGAUACUUUGAAGACACAUAUUGAAAAUAAACACGAAGGAGUGAGAUAUCCUUGUUCUCAAUGUGAGUUUGCUGCAACUUCACCACAGGGUCUGAAGGAUCAUGUCAAAAGUAAACAUGAAGGAGUGAGAUAUUCUUGUUCGUUCUGUGAAUAUGCGGCAAAUAGAGCAGGUGAUUUGAAAAAACACGUUGAAAGUAAACACGAAGGAGUUAAGUUUCCUUGUUUCCAAUGUGAGUAUAUUGCUACUAGAGCAGGAAAUUUGAAAAGGCACUUUGAAAGUAAACACGUAGGUGUGAGAUAUCAAUGUAAUCAUUGUGAUUAUGCUGCAACCGGAACAGGUACUCUGAAAAAACAUGUUAAAAAUAUACAUGAAGGAGUAAGAUAUCCUUGCCCUAAAUGUGAUCAUGUUGCAACUCAACCACGUGAACUGAAGAUUCAUAUUGAAAGCAAACAUGAUGGAGUCAGAUACCCUUGUUCUGAAUGUAAUCAUGUUGCAAAUAGAGCUAGGGAUCUGAAGAGACAUGUUAAAAAUAAACACGAAUGCGUGAGAUAUCCUUGUUCUCAAUGUGAGUACACUGCAACUCAAGCAGGUAGUCUGAAGGUUCAUAUUGAAAAUAAACAUGAAGGAGUGAGAUAUCCAUGUUCGCAAUGUGAAUUUUUGGCAACUACAACAAGUGCUCUGAAGAUACAUGUUGAAAUUAAACAUGAUGGAGUGAGGUAUUCUUGUUCGUUUUGUGAAUAUAUAGCAACUAGAACUAGUGAUUUGAAAAAGCAUGUUGAAAGUAUACAUGACGGAGUGAGAUAUUCUUGUUCGUUAUGUGAAUAUGUAGCAACUAGAACUGUUGAUUUGAAAAAACACUUUGAAAGUAUACAUGAAGAAGUGAGAUAUCCUUGCACAUUAUGUUAUUUUGCAUCAACUUCAGCAAGGAAUUUAAAGAGACAUGUUGAAAGUAAACACGAAGGAGUGAGAUAUCCUUGUCCUCAUUGUGAGUACACUGCAACUCAAGCAGGUGGCCUGAAGGUUCAUAUUGAAAAUAAACAUGAAGGAGUGAGAUAUCCAUGUUUGCAAUGUGAAUUUGUUGCAACUACAACAAGUGCUCUAAAGAAACAUGUAAAAAAUAAACACGAAGGAGUUAGAUAUCCUUGUUUGCAAUGUGAAUAUGCGGCAACCGCGGCAAGUGAUUUGAACAGACAUGUUGAAAGUAAACACGAAGGAGUUAGAUAUCCAUGUCCUGAAUGCGAGUUUGCUGCAACUAGACCAAUUUACCUGAAGAAACACGUUGAAAAAUAUCACAAAAAAGAGAGUUUUUCUUGAAUAAAUAAUGUAUGUUUAAACUUUUAUCAGGCAAUCAGAGGAGACAUAUCAAAAAUGAAAAUGCAUUUUUUAUUGUUUUAUCCCUGUUUGCUAAAUUGAUUUCUGAACUAAGUUUUUUAUUUGUACGUUUUUUCAUUUGAUAGGCUUUUAGAGCCCUUCGCGCUUAUAUUUUAUUUCAUUUUUAAGCAUGGGGUUCUCCUUGUUUACAAAUAGCAUGAGGGUUCUCCUUGUUAAUAAAACAAAAACAAAAAAUUUCGCUGAUUCUACAAAAAAAAAUUUCGUGGAUUUUCUAAAUUUUAAACCUU